Molecule: messenger RNA, 396 nt
Organism: Prunus armeniaca (apricot)
Lineage: Eukaryota; Viridiplantae; Streptophyta; Magnoliopsida; Rosales; Rosaceae
Source: the annotation of a GenBank genome assembly
AUGGCUAUUCUCAUUAUGAGGUCAAUUUCUCCUUUUGUGAGAGGCAUCAUUCCUUCAUCUGAUAAUGCCAAGGCUUUCCUUGAAGUAAUUGGAGAAAAAUUUCAAGAAUCUAAGAAAGCUAAGAUUGAGAGUUUGAUAAGCCAACUGACACAUAUGAAGUAUGAUGGAGAAGGUUGUGUCAUGGUGCAUAUUAUGAACAUGCUCGACAUUGGAAACAAGUUGAGGACACUGAAUGUCAAUGUAGAUGAGGCUAUAAUGGUGCAUUUUGAAAUCAAUUCUCUGCCUAGUAGCUUUAGACAUCUGAAAAGCACAUAUAUUGCUCAAAAUGAAAUAUGGACCUUGAAUGAUAUGAUAGGGAUUUGUAUGCACACGAAAAGCAGCAUAUCAAAAAGGUAA